GCAUCCUGUUUAGGCGGUACCCGACAUUGCCUCUACGCUUUUCCAUACUUCUGAUAUAAACAACUUGUUGAUCGGGACGAAGAUGGACUACAAAGGACAGCCCGCCGGUAACCCACCACCACCACCACCCCCGGGGUACAGCCAACCGCCCCCACAAUAUGGGCAACACAGCACGACCGUUAUCACCGCUGGAAUGCCGGUUGUUGCGCACUGCUUUCGGGAGACCUCGGUGCCCAUGCAGUGUCCUUACUGCCACGCCAACAUCACCACCACCACAACUUACGAGACGGGUACUCUGACUUGGGUAAUCUGUGGAGUGCUGAUCCUUUUCGGCUUGUGGCUUGGUUGCUGUCUGAUCCCAUUCUGCAUUGACGGAUGCAAGGACGUUAUCCACUCCUGUCCUAACUGUCACCAGACCGUCGGCAAAUUCAACCGGAUGUAGGAGCACCCCCGGAAACUUUUCCCGGGGGAGCCACUUAUGCAGAACUGCAUUUUAAUACUACAUAUCUUGCAUAUUUUAUUGUAAAUAUUUCUUAGGUUUGGGGGAAAUAACCAAGGGGUAAAAUGUGUAUGAGGCUUUUAACUUUACAAGCUGAACUUUUUUCUCAUUUUAUAUCCGUUGUGGGGGUUGUUUUUGUUGAGGUAUAAUAUACGCAAAUGGAGUAUCAGAAUUACUUAUGAUGGUACGCACAAUGUGAUAUCAAUUUACGCAAGUGAAGUUAUCAAUAGAGUAGGGAAUAUAUAUGUUCAAACUUUUUGAUAACAAUAUUCAAUUCUUAUACGCAGAUAAUCAAUGAUUUUCGUCUGUUGUUUAUUAACAAACAUAUGAAAUUUCUUAAUAUUUUCUAUUUUUUAAAUAAAUUGGUUAAAAAAAGAA
Messenger RNA from Magallana angulata, 877 nucleotides. Its product is annotated as LITAF domain-containing protein-like. The transcript has 3 exons. Gene Ontology annotation, molecular function: zinc ion binding. Bases 83 to 442 code for a protein of 119 amino acids. Lineage: Eukaryota; Metazoa; Mollusca; Bivalvia; Ostreida; Ostreidae. The record is from RefSeq and is a predicted model, not a curated record.